This is a messenger RNA of Tetranychus urticae (two-spotted spider mite), 1339 nucleotides long. RefSeq names its product replication factor C subunit 4. The record is from RefSeq and is a predicted model, not a curated record. Gene Ontology annotation, biological process: DNA repair; DNA-templated DNA replication. Lineage: Eukaryota; Metazoa; Arthropoda; Arachnida; Trombidiformes; Tetranychidae. Gene Ontology annotation, cellular component: nucleus; DNA replication factor C complex. Gene Ontology annotation, molecular function: ATP hydrolysis activity; DNA binding; DNA clamp loader activity.
AACAUUCAUGAGAUUUCAGUCACCUAUAAGAACUUUACAACAAUCAGUCGUGAACCAAAAGGUUGAUACUUACCGGUCAGCAAUGGACGAAUAAUCAGCUAGCUUUCUCAUUUUAGAAAAUACUGGAUACACAAUUCGCGCCAUCUUUCACAUUUCCAAGCUUAAACAGCUUUUACUUAUGCUAACAAGCUGCUUGUUUUGUUUUUCAAUUUUAAUAUUAUUUAAAAGUGUUGAUUUCUUAAUUUUUUAAUUAUAACAUUUGUUAUCGGUAUUUGAGUGUUAUCAACAUAGUACAAGAAUAACAAGAUGUCACAAGAAGUGAAACGUGUUAUGGUACCUUGGGUUGAAAAAUAUCGUCCAAAAAAUAUCGAUGAAGUUGUUUAUCAAGAAGAAGCUGUUAAUGUCCUUAAACAAUGUUUAAAAGGAGACGACUUUCCAAAUUUAUUGUUCUAUGGCCCACCAGGUACUGGUAAAACAUCAACAAUUUUAGCAUUAGCUCGAGAAAUGUUUCAAGAUCAGUUUUCAUCGAGAGUAUUAGAAUUGAACGCUUCCGACGAAAGAGGUAUUGCUGUUAUUAGAGAAAAGGUUAAACGUUUUGCUCAACAAACUGUAAGUCGAAGUGAAAAUGGAAAUAAGUAUCCACCAUUCAAGAUAAUAGUAUUGGAUGAAGCUGAUUCUAUGACUCAAUCUGCUCAAGCCUGCUUGAGACGAAUAAUGGAAAAGGAAACAAAAUCAACGCGUUUUUGUAUUAUAUGUAAUUAUAUCAGCAGAAUUAUCGAUCCAAUAGUUUCCAGAUGUUCUAAGUUUAGAUUUAAGCCGUUACAACAAGAUUUAGUUAUGGAAAAGUUGGCAACAAUUUGCAAUAGUGAAAAUAUUUCAUUGGAAAAUGAUGUUGUUCUAACAGAAUUGAUAAAAGUAUCUGGUGGAGAUUUACGUAAAGCGAUAACAUUUUUACAAACAGCAUAUCGUUUAAAAGGAGAUGAAAUAUUGACAAUAAAUGAUGUACGAGAAGUGACAGGUUAUAUACCAGAGAAUUGGAUAGAUAUGUUUGUCGAAGCUUGCCAAAAACAAUCUUACGAGAAUGUUGAAGAUGUUCUUAAUAGUAUGGUUGCUGAAGGUUUUUCAGGAGCUCAAUUACUUAAUCAACUUCAUGAUUGGGUUCUUGGUGAGAAUUGUUUAUUAACUGAUGAACAGAUUAGUGAAUUAAUUGAAGCAUUAGCUUUAGCUGAUUACCGACUUCUUGAAGGAGCAGAUGAAUUUUUACAAACUUUCAAUGUAGCCUCAGUUUUCAUACAAUUACUUGGAAAGAAAUAAACCCUAAAUUGUAUUGAACUAUAAA